Messenger RNA from Tetranychus urticae (two-spotted spider mite), 1714 nucleotides. RefSeq names its product dynactin subunit 4 (gene DCTN4-p62). The record is from RefSeq and is a predicted model, not a curated record. Gene Ontology annotation, cellular component: dynactin complex. NCBI's taxonomy places the organism in Eukaryota, Metazoa, Arthropoda, Arachnida, Trombidiformes, Tetranychidae.
UAUUUUCUUGACAUAACUCCACCUUUUGUUUGGGUUAUGCACUCGGUUAAACACUUGGUUUCCAUUUGAACCUGGUUAUUUAGUCUGUGUUAAUCUUAUUGUGAUUAAUUUUCUCACCUAAUUGCUGGCUCGUUAAAUCCAGUAUGGAUGUAAUUAAUGAAAUUUUUGCCACCAACAAAGUUUUGUAUCAAUGUGCUUGUGGUCAUUGUAAACCUUUAACACAUAUUUAUUUUUGUCGUUACUGUCUUAAAAUGAGGUGUAAGGAUUGUGUUUAUCAUGAGGUUGACUCCCAGUAUUGUCAACACUGUUUAGAAUAUAUUCCAACGAUUGAUGCCAAAUUAAAGAAAAAUAAAUGUGCAUCAUGCUUUCAAUGUCCCAAUUGUAUGCAUACACUGACUCCGAGAACCUUUUUAGCAUCGGUUCCAAGUGAAACCGAUCCAAAUGGGAUGACCACCAGGAAAGCACAAUUUUUGCUGUGUUCAUACUGUAAAUGGAGCUCUAAAGAUGUUGGUAUUCCUGAUCAAUUUAUAGGUUCUGGGGGAUGGCCUGAAAUUGAGGCUCCAAAUAGAAAGCGUGUUGAGGGCCUUGUUGACCACUACCGGGUGAUUGCUCAACGGGAAAGAAUGGAGAAGGAGAAGAAACGAAUUAACCCAAGACCAGGUCAUGCUAUCCAUUUACUUGAUAAAUACGGAAUUUCAGCCUCUCUUUCAGCUAAAUUGACCGAAAGUUUACGAACCAAAGCUUAUUCUGGUCGAAUUAGUUCCAAUUAUCUUUCGGCUUCCAAGUCAUUGACUGAUAUUAAAUUGGAACCAUCUUUAGCAACUGAUGAUGUGGAACCACUUGAUGUCGAUACAUUUUAUAAUAAAGAUCUCAUUGAAUCAGAAAUCAGUAGUAUUGAACAGAGAUUAAUGCAAGUUGAAAUGCAACCCAAUACAGUCUCUCAAUUUUAUCCAAUAAGUAAAAUGCUCUAUGUUAAGAGAUCUCUUCGGUGCAAAGAAUGUGAUCACAAUAUAAUCAAGCCAGAGUACAACUCAUCAUCAAUUAAAUUCAAAAUUCAACUUUCUGCUUUUUACGAUAUCCCAGAAGUGAAAAUUGCGUCAACACCAAAGCUGAUACCACAUAAAGAAUCAAUGGUAGAAUUGACUUUCAAAAAUCCUUAUCAAUAUGGAAUGCAUGUAUGCCUGCAGCCCCUGAAAGAUGAAGAAAUGGACGAAAGCAUUACUGGUAAAAUAAUCCUUCCAAAGGCGGAAUUCAUCUUAGAGUGUAAAGAUGAUACGCUUGAACCUGAAUUGGACUCUACACAGAAAACUCGUUAUAAUGAUGAUCCCCAGCUAAUUACUUUCCGUCGUGGCAAUAAAAUUGGUCUCCGUUUAACUGUUAUUCCUGAAAUCGAUUCUGGUAGAUGCCGGGUUUGUUUCAGACUCAGGCAUGAUUUUGUUAACAGUGUUGUGCAAAAUAAGUCAACCGGAGGCUCAGAACCUCAAGUUUCAUGGAUUUCUCACAAGAUUUAUGUUGAUUUAGGACCUGUUAUUGAAUCUAAGGAAAGUAUAGCUUAAUCAAAAUUCAAAUUAACACAUUAAAUUGUAAAUUAUAGUCAUUUAUAGUCAAUUUACAUUUUCACACAAAGAAAGAUUGUUAUAAAAUAUAUUUUGUAUCUAUGGUUCACCUGCCCCAGCAAUUAAAUUAUAAUAAAAUCAAAUUACACUCAAAGUGA